Messenger RNA from Miscanthus lutarioriparius, 669 nucleotides. The record is from the annotation of a GenBank genome assembly. NCBI's taxonomy places the organism in Eukaryota, Viridiplantae, Streptophyta, Magnoliopsida, Poales, Poaceae.
AUGAUUGCCGCUAAGCUCGCCGUUGUCGCAGUGCUCGCGCUGCUUGGUUCUGCAUCAUGCCGCCAAGCAGGUUUCCGCAACGGUAAUGGUGGCCGUGGCGGCAAUCCCAUUCCCAUCACACAACCACACAAUAAUGACCCUCCGGCCACGACACCAAAACCGAAGCCGCCAGCUUAUCCGGAUCGUCCGGCCACCCCACACCCACAGCCACCCUCUUACCCUCCGGCCACUCCGCCGCCACCCACCUAUCCUCCGAAGACAAGCCCAAGUCCGCCGCCGCCCACGCCCACCUAUCCUCAGACGAGCCCAAGCCAGCCGCUGCCCACGCCCAGCUAUCCUCCAACGAGUCCAAGCCCACCGCCGCCAACGCCCAACUAUCCUCCGAUGAGCCCAAGCCCGUCUCCAUCCACGCCGCCGCCGCCGCCGUCCCCGCCUCGGCCCAGCUCAGAUGAUGCUGGGAAGAAGCUCAAGGUUGGAUACUACGAGAACAAGUGCGACCGUUCCGUGGAUGUGGAGGCCAUCGUGAGGAAGCACGUCAGUGGCUUCGACGAUGGCAUCAAAGCAGGGCUCAUCCGCCUUUUCUUCCACGACUGCUUCGUCCGUGUAAGUCUUAUUAAGACCUCGAUCACGCUUGCCAUUUACUGCAAUCACUACGUAUAUUAUUAUUAG